Dromiciops gliroides (monito del monte) is the source of this 1589-nucleotide messenger RNA. RefSeq names its product trimethyllysine hydroxylase, epsilon (gene TMLHE). Gene Ontology annotation, biological process: carnitine biosynthetic process. The coding region runs from base 113 to 1372 and encodes 419 amino acids. The transcript has 8 exons. Gene Ontology annotation, molecular function: iron ion binding; trimethyllysine dioxygenase activity. The record is from RefSeq and is a predicted model, not a curated record. NCBI's taxonomy places the organism in Eukaryota, Metazoa, Chordata, Mammalia, Microbiotheria, Microbiotheriidae. Gene Ontology annotation, cellular component: mitochondrion.
UGGGGGCGGGGCCGAAAUCUCGGACCGCCAUCCCCUCCCCCUCCCCCUGCCCUCCCCCUCCCGUUGGUGCCCUAGGGGCCGCCCGCCGCCCGCCCGCCGCCUCCCGCGCAGAAUGGGGUACUACAGACUAUCCCAGAUGUACCGCAGCAUUCAGCACCAGUUGAGGAGAGGAGUCAGACACCAGGCCCUUCAGCAUAUCUGCCUCCAAAACAGACUGAUAGCAGCUCGAUGGCAGCACACAGUCCUGGGGCCUUUGAACCGCACCUGGCAGCAGCAUGAGGAUCAUUUGGAACUAUGCUAUGCUGGCACGGUGAUGAGAUUUGAUUAUGUUUGGCUCAGAGACCACUGCCGCUCAGCAUCUUGCUACAACUCCAAGACCAAUCAACGCAGCUUGGAUACUGCCAGUGUGGACUUGGGAAUUAAGCCUCAGACCAUCCGUAUGAAUGAGACCAUGCUCUUUCUCACAUGGCCAGAUGGUCAUGUGACCAGGUACAGUUUGGAGUGGCUGCUGAAGAAUAGCUACGAAGGGCAGAAGCAGACUGUCCAGCCUAGAAUUUUGUGGAAUUCAGAGAUCUACCGGCAGGCCCAGGUACAGCCUGUAGACUUCCAGAGCUUUUUGGAGACCAAGGAUGGCCUGAAGGAGUUUCUGCAAAACUUCCUGCUCUAUGGAAUUGCAUUUGUAGAGAAUGUCCCUCCAACUCGAGAGGAUACAGAAAAGUUGGCGGGCAGAAUCAGUUUGAUCAGAGAAACCAUCUAUGGUAGGGUGUGGAAUUUUACUUCUGAUUUCUCCAGAGGAGACACGGCCUACACCAAGCUAGCCCUGGAUCGCCACACUGACACCACCUAUUUCCAAGAGCCCUGUGGCAUUCAGGUAUUUCACUGUCUCAAACAUGAAGGGACUGGUGGUAGGACCCUGCUUGUUGAUGGAUUCUAUGCAGCAGAAAAGGUCCUUCAGAGAGCUCCUGCAGACUUUGAUGUCCUCAGCAAGGUGCCAUUGAAACAUGAGUAUAUUGAAAAUGUGGGAGAAUGCCACAACCACAUGAUUGGGGUUGGUCCGGUCCUGAAUAUCUACCCAUGGAACAAAGAGCUCUACUUGAUCAGGUACAACAAUUAUGACCGUGCUGUCAUCAACACUGUGCCUUAUGAUGUCGUUCACCGUUGGUACGCAGCACACAGGACACUCACCACAGAGCUGAGGAGGCCAGAGAAUGAGUUAUGGAUCAAACUGAAGCCAGGCAAGGCCCUAUUUAUAGACAACUGGCGUGUUCUACAUGGCCGGGAAUCAUUCACUGGCUAUCGCCAUCUGUGUGGCUGUUACUUAACAAGAGAUGAUGUGUUAAACACAGCCCGCUUCCUAGGACUUCAAGCUUAAAACUCCAGCCGUGGAAAUGAAGCACACUGGCUCCCAGAAAGCAUUGCAUAUCCUGAAGAGCAGGAAAUCUCUCAGUCACUGAUCGGCCUCCUAGGGCACCCCAGAACAUUUAAGCUCUCUCUUGUUACUGCCAUGGGGGCACACAUAAGAGAGGGUCUACUAGGCUCCAAAGUCCCCCAUCGGAUAGCAAAGCACUUCCCAUCUCUUCUACAGAGCA